CUUUGUUUCUCUUUCAUCUAAGUCGCUGACAUUAUUUUGUUUCCAAACUCUCUCUGUUAUACUUUUUGGAGGUUUUUGAAAUUUGAAGAGAUUAGAGUGCACUUCACAGCAUAACUCAGGAACCUCUCACCUUCCAAUUAUUGUUUAAUUCUUGCCGCCGUCGAUUCGCAACCCUAAUUUGCUGCCAUGACUGAGUACUGGGUCAGCCAGGGCAACAAAUGGUGCGACUUUUGCAAAAUUUAUAUAUCAAACAACCCUUCGAGCAUUAGGAAUCAUGAGCUUGGUCAACGCCACAAAGAUAAUGUUGCCAAGAGGCUGGCUGCUAUGAGAAAAGAAAAUAUUGCUAAGGAGAAAGAACAGAAAGAAACAGCCCGUGCCAUUGAACAGAUCGAAGCGAAAGCACAGCGUAGCUAUCAAAAGGAUAAAGAAAAAUUUGAGGAAGCCAGAGAAUCACUUGAGUUGGAUUCCCAAGAAUGGGAGCUUGACAGAAGUUCAGGCUAUUAUUAUCAUAAAACAAAUGGAUUUUGCUAUGACCCAAAGUCGGGAUUUUACUACUCUGAUGCCAUUGGAAAGUGGGUGACAAAGGAAGAAGCAUAUGUCUCCCCUCACUUUACAUCUAAGUCCUUGUCAAAAUCAAAGUCGAAAUCAGAUGAAAACAAGUCAAAUAAAUUUCAAAAUGGAUCUUCAUCUGGGCCAGUAAUUACAACUUCUUUGAAUCCUAAAAGAAAUGUGAAAGCUGCUCCUUCAUCUCUUGCAGUCGGAAAGAGAAAAAGACCUAAUGAAAAAUCCAAAGUUAUCUCUGAAGAAGAAAAAGCAGCUCUCAAGGCAAGAGAGGCUGCAAGGAAGCGAGUGCAGGAGAGGGAAAAGCCCUUGCUUGGCCUUUACAGCAAGCCUUACUAAUAACUUUGCAAAUUUACCUUAACAGACAUAGCUUCCCCCAGAAAUGUGAGGUUGUUCUUCUUUUUGCCUGAUUCAUUUAUGCUGUGUCAUUAAGGUGGGGUCCUAAUUCCCCAAUUGAUUUCCAAGUGACUCUCUAUCUUGUACAAUGUAACUGCUCCAUUUUCUAUUUUUGUUUUUGCAAUAUAUGCUAAUUUACA
Molecule: messenger RNA, 1097 nt
Organism: Vigna angularis (adzuki bean)
Lineage: Eukaryota; Viridiplantae; Streptophyta; Magnoliopsida; Fabales; Fabaceae
Product: zinc finger protein ZOP1
Exons: 5
Coding region: 187-900 (237 amino acids)
Biological process (GO): mRNA splicing, via spliceosome
Cellular component (GO): nucleus; precatalytic spliceosome
Molecular function (GO): RNA binding; zinc ion binding
Source: RefSeq, a predicted model, not a curated record